This is a messenger RNA of Salvia miltiorrhiza (redroot sage), 1311 nucleotides long. RefSeq lists its product as uncharacterized. The record is from RefSeq and is a predicted model, not a curated record. Bases 1 to 1311 code for a protein of 436 amino acids. Lineage: Eukaryota; Viridiplantae; Streptophyta; Magnoliopsida; Lamiales; Lamiaceae. The transcript is spliced from 3 exons. Gene Ontology annotation, molecular function: nucleic acid binding.
AUGGCUAGAAGGAAGGAUCUUUCUUCCUUUGAGAGGGCUGCCAUCAUCGAGUUUCUGCUUGAAGGAAGCAAAAAUGGAAAGCCAUCUCGAGGGAAGAUCACUGCUGCUGUUCAGAGAUGGAGCUGCUGCCGGCGGACGAUCAGUCGUACUUGGGCAGCUGCAAAAGAACGAAGAGCAAAUGGUGAGGUAAUGAGUUCGGUGAGUAAGAAAAUAAUGAGACCAAGGAGAAAACUUGUAGCUCUGGAUUUACAGUUAAUUGCUAGCCUAGAUUUGUCAAAAAGAUCAACAAUUAGAAAGCUUGCAUGUGGGGUUAAAUGCAGUAAAAGCACAGUGGGUAGAUGGGCAAAAACUGGACUGAUCAGGGCUCAUUCGAAUGCAAUUAAACCUGAUCUCACAGCUCCAAACAAGUUGCUUAGGCUACGGUUUUCCUUAGAAGCUCUAGAAUAUGAUAGGAUUAUGAGGAGUUUGACAUUUAAAAGCAUGCACAACACAGUCCACAUUGAUGAGAAAUGGUUCUACAUCACAAAAAGUGCACAAAGGCCAGUGUUUGGGGCUAAUGGUGAGUGCUUGUUUGAUGGAAAAAUUGGAAUUUUUCCAUUCACUGAACUUGUUCCAGCAAAAAUGAACAGUAAGAACAGGGCUGCAGGCACUAUGGAGUGGAAGCCAAUUCAAAGCAUCACCAAACAAGUGGUGAAAGACUGCCUGAUAUACCAGAUAAUUCCUGCUAUUAAAGCUAAGUGGCCAGCCAAUGCAAGCAAAACCAUCUUUAUUCAGCAAGAUAAUGCAAGGCCUCACAUUCAAGACUCAGACCCUGAUUUCAGGGCUGUUGCUUCAGCUGAUGGCUUUGAUAUUCACUUGGUGCAUCAACCACCAAACUCCCCAGACACAAACAUUAAUGAUUUGGGGUGGUUUAGGGCAAUACAAAGCCUCCAAACUGAAUCAGUGUCUACAAAUGUGGAUGGCCUAGUGAAUGCAGUGAUUAAUUCAUUCAAUGAGUUAAGCCCAACAACUUUAAAUAAAGUUUUCUUAAGCUUGCAAAGUUGUAUGGUGGAAAUUCUGAAAGUGAAGGGGAGGAAUAGCUAUAAGAUCCCUCAUUUAGGGAAUGAUGCUUUGAUUAGGCAGGAUAUGCUGCCCUUGAAUCUCCAAGUUCCAAGUGAACUUGUAAGGGAGUGCAUAUCCUACCUAAUUGACAAUGGAGCUUUGUCAAUUAGUGAUACACUAAUGCAGAAUUUGGGAGUUAAUGCAGGUUCCACAGAUGAGGUUGAGUUGAUGGUGCAUCAACUUCAAAUUCAAUCAACUGAAGUUAUGUGA